This is a messenger RNA of Passer montanus (Eurasian tree sparrow), 2044 nucleotides long. RefSeq names its product TATA-box binding protein associated factor, RNA polymerase I subunit D (gene TAF1D). Bases 150 to 1175 code for a protein of 341 amino acids. Lineage: Eukaryota; Metazoa; Chordata; Aves; Passeriformes; Passeridae. Gene Ontology annotation, biological process: regulation of DNA-templated transcription. The record is from RefSeq and is a predicted model, not a curated record. Gene Ontology annotation, cellular component: RNA polymerase transcription factor SL1 complex; nucleus; nucleoplasm. The transcript has 16 exons.
GCGCUAUUUAAGGCGCGGGCGGCCAUUGCGCGGCCUUUGCGGCGGGGCAGCGGCGGGCGCAGGGGAUCUGCGUGCUGUGCCAGCGCUGCAGGCCGGAGCUGCGGCAGAGACCUCGAGGGAUGCUGAGCUGCGACUUGGCAAACUGAAACAUGACUGAUACAGAUGAAUCCCAGUCUUCUGGCUCUGAUUACCCUGAUGCCCAAGAGCUGAUCAGCCCUCAGCAGAAGGAGCCAUCUGAGGUGUGUUUAUGGCACAGGAAUACAGGAACAGAGCGGUCAAGGCAGAAGGUGGCUGCUUUUGGGGAGUCUUCAGAUCAUCCUGAGAGCACGUGUAAAUCACCAGCUGCUUCAGCUGAGGUUUUACUGAUCAGCAGUGAUUCAGAAAGUGAUGUCUCUGCUGCUCGUCCUGAGUGCUCCACUGCACCUUCAAAGCAGAAAAGGCAAUCUCAGUAUUCAAGGCAACAAGCUGAAUCUGUUACAGAAGUACCUGACAAUGACAGCUCCUCAGAUUCUUCACUGUCUCCUCAAAGUCCAGGGAAAUCAUUAGAAGCUUCCAAGCAGCAAAAGUCAAAACUCAAUUUGAAGGCCAUUUUUGCCUAUCACUUCAGGGGAAGGAAGUUCAGAGCAGCUGCACACCGAAGAUACAAAAAGAACACAUGGAAGAGCAAGAAGAAAAAGUAUGAGAGCACACACAUGCCCACAGGGAGGCCCCCACUGACAGCAUCACCACAGGAACAAAAGAGGAGGCUCCUAGACAGAGGUUUUCAAUUCCCUUUUGUUGAAAAACAUUAUGGGAAGAAGCAUAUUCCCUUAAAGAUGGUUCUUGGCUAUGAGCAAGCAGCUGCAAAGGGAUAUUUCAAGUAUAUUGAAGUGCUUAAAUACGAAGAACAUCUUAAAAAAGCUUUGAAAGCCCUUCAGGCCAGUGACGACUUAGAAAAAGAGUGCAUGGUGUUACGGAAACACAAAUACCUAGAUGAUGAAGGCCCCAUUUCUCCUAUUCAGGAGACAGAUGAUGAUGAUGAGGAGAGCUUGAAUUCUGAUACUCAGGAACAACUUGAUGCCAGAGUAGUGGAGAACAGCUCUUUCAUUCUAAGCAGCACAAUUCCCAGUAAAAAAAAGUCAAAGCCAAGAAGAAAAUGUGCAAAAGCACCUGAAGUGAUUGAAAUAGUGGAUUAAGAAGAUGGUGCAAGAGAGCUCUGUGCCUCUGCAGGGCUCACACCUCGGUGAGCAGCAGAUGGACCAAUGAGGUAGCAGUGGUCAUUGUUCAGAUACCUCUUUCUUGGGCCUGUUUGGUUUAAAACAUUGCUCUGGAAUCAGUGUUCAGCCCUCCACCCGGCUGCCUGUUUGGCUUUUUUUUCUGUUGCUUUUGGAAGAUGAAAUACCUCUUGGUUUUCUUGCUGCAUAAGCUUUUAUCUGAUUUGGCUUGGACAACACUGCCUGGAAUUUUCUCUGCUGAAGAUGCUGAAGAACUACUUUCCUCUCAGUGUCUUCGUGGUGCCUCACCCACACUUUUUGUGCCAGGGUGUAUCAACAGCUGCAGCUUCUGGUGGCUUCCCUGUGAUGAGCACACUCACACUGCAGCAGCAGUUGUAACUACUUGGAGAUGUCUUGAAUUCUUAUGGCUGAGAUUCACAAAUCCUUUACUUCUUUGGACAUCUGUGCAACACAGUAGCAAAAGAGGGGCAUGCCUGUGAUGUGUGGAACAGAUUGGAAAGCCUCUACUCAAGUGAAAUGCACCUGAUGUCCCUUCUGAACUAGCAUCUUGGUACUUAGAGAAAAAAAGAGGAAGAAAUGCAGGCUGCCAUUUCACAGAAGUCUGAAGCUGCUUCAGGGAUGCUUGAGGAUACAGAAUGAAGUGAACUGCCCUGAGUUAAAAAGAUGGAAGCAACUUGUUUGACAGGGUCUGCCACCAACUUGCUGUGUGUCAGAGGGAUAAGAAACACCAUGUGGGAGCUACCAGAGUGAGUGUGGAGAUCCUGCUGAUGUUGCUGCAAGCCUGCUCCAGUGAACUGCACAGCUGUUCCAAAUAAAGAACUUUCUCUAGA